Messenger RNA from Anisakis simplex (herring worm), 2064 nucleotides. The record is from the annotation of a GenBank genome assembly. Lineage: Eukaryota; Metazoa; Nematoda; Chromadorea; Rhabditida; Anisakidae.
AUGAGCUUUAUGGGUGUCGAGGACGCAGUCAGUAUUGCACUGCUGGUGAUCACAAUCACCUUCAAUAAUGUACCUGCCUUCUACGUACUUUGCUCAAUAUUAAUUAUUUACAUCGCCUAUACGUACGGCGAUUUCCUUUAUCGAUCAUUCCAGACACUUCAUCGUGAUUUAAGUGGUCUCUAUUUGCUACUGGUGGUUAAGUAUGAUCUGAAUAAGAGACUGAGGGAGAAUCGCCCGUUGCACGAACUCUUCCUCGAUAUCGUCGCUAAAACUCCGAAGAAAAUAGCAGUUGUGGAUAUUGAAACGGAACGAAGGUUUACAUUCGAGCAGUUUAACAACGAGGCGAACAAAUAUGCUAACUAUUUUCAGUCGAUUGGCUAUCGAUAUGGUGAUACGAUUGCGAUAUUUAUGGAGAAUAGUGUUGAUAUGGUUGCAGCAUGGGUUGGAUUAUCGAAACUGGGUGUGAUAACGGCGUGGAUUAACAGCAAUCUCAAGCUAGAACCACUAGCACAUUGUAUCAAUACUUCGCAAGCAAAGUCUGUUAUAUGCUCAAAGAAUCUCGUUGAAGCGAUGCGAACAACCAUUCGAAAAGGCCUUAUUGAGAAAGCAGAACAACUGGAAUUGUAUUCGAUUGCUACAACUGAUUCGGAAACGAUUGACCUGACAAAGCACCUUGAAAAGAUGAGCAUUGAGGAACCGAAGAAACUCGAUAAUGUUGACUUUAAAAGCAUUUUGUCGUACAUCUAUACGAGUGGCACAACUGGAUUGCCGAAAGCAGCCGUAAUGAAACAUUUCAGAUACUACUCAAUGGUGAUGGGAUCAGCUCGUUCAUUCCGUAUCAAUCCAUCGCAUCGAAUCUACAUCUCGAUGCCACUCUAUCAUACUGCGGCUGGCAUAAUUGGCAUUGGUCAGGUCAUUCUCACAGGAUGUUCAACAGCAAUUCGGAAAAAAUUUUCGGCGAGCAAUUUCUGGAAGGACUGUGUCAAAUACGACUGCACGGCGUCACAAUAUAUCGGUGAGAUUUGUCGUUAUUUGAUGGCACAACCGGAAAUUCCUGAAGAGAAGAUGCAUAAGGUCGAGUUGAUGUACGGCAACGGAUUACGUGCUGAAAUAUGGCAAGCAUUUGUGGAUCGAUUCCGAGUGCGAAUCGGUGAGGUGUACGGCUCCACUGAAGGAACCUCAAAUCUUGGAGGCAUCCCUCUAUUUCAAAUCCAAGCUCUUGGUUUCGAAUCUCUCUCAAUAUUAUGUUGUCACGAUAGUUUUUGCUCAGUGAAUAUUGAUGGCCGAGUUGGAUCUUGUGGAUUCUUACCGAUAUCACCGUUAACAAAACGGAUACAUCCAGUUCGAUUGGUCAGAGUUGAUGAUGUAACAGGCGAUGUGAUACGAGGCGAAGACGGUCUUUGUAUACCUUGCAGACCAGGCGAAACCGGUGCAAUGUUGUCAACAAUACGCAAGAACAAUCUGUUGUUGAAGUUCGAAGGAUACUUGAACAAAGGCGAAACCAAUAAAAAAGUGAUCUAUGAUGUGUUUCGUAAGGGUGAUAGUGCAUUCGUUUCGGGUGACAUUCUACACUGGGAUAAACUUGGCUAUUUGUACUUCAAAGAUCGAACAGGAGAUACGUAUCGAUGGAAAGGCGAAAAUGUUAGUACGACAGAAGUGGAAGCCAUAUUGCAUCCGAUGAAGUGUGUUGCUGAUGCUACGGUCUAUGGAGUGACUGUGCCGGGAAUGGAAGGACGUGCAGGUAUGGCAGCAGUUGUAAUGAGUGAAAAUGCUUGCCGAAGUGAUGAGGCUAGUUUAUUCAUUACUCCAUUCAAGUCGAUCUUUAAAGAUACAAUGAGCAAAAGUUUACCAUCUUAUGCGGUGCCGGUGUUCGUUCGAUUGUGCAGUGCAGUUGAUAAAACUGGAACAUUCAAAUUGGUAAAAACGCACUUACAAAAAAUCAGCUAUCGGCCUUACUCCUGCUACGGUAGAGUUUUCUAUAGAGAUCCGUCAACUGGACAGUACAUACCUCUCGAUGAAACGACUCUCAAUCGCAUUGAGAAGGCUCAAUUCUCGAAAUUAUGA